This is a messenger RNA of Epinephelus moara (kelp grouper), 6719 nucleotides long. RefSeq names its product itchy E3 ubiquitin protein ligase a (gene itcha). Gene Ontology annotation, molecular function: ubiquitin protein ligase activity; protein binding. The transcript has 24 exons. Bases 174 to 2780 code for a protein of 868 amino acids. The record is from RefSeq and is a predicted model, not a curated record. Gene Ontology annotation, biological process: protein K63-linked ubiquitination; protein K29-linked ubiquitination; ubiquitin-dependent protein catabolic process. NCBI's taxonomy places the organism in Eukaryota, Metazoa, Chordata, Actinopteri, Perciformes, Serranidae.
GGUCUUGUUCUGGCUAGCGGAACACAGGGCUGUACUGAUGGCAGGCGGUUACCUGUCAACAACCUAACCAUAGCUGAAACUGAAGUCCGUGUUGCCAUUUAUCGUCUGCUUCUGUCAGCUGUUGCAGGUCCUUUCGGUGUAGCCAAACAAGGCUGCAGUGUUAUGGAUGAACCAUGAAGGCCCAAUUACAAGUCACAGUGCUUUCAGCCAAGCUGAAGGAAAACAAAAAGAACUGGUUUGGUCCCAGUCCGUAUGUUGAGGUAGCCGUGGAUGGCCAGUCAAAGAGGACUGAGAAGUGCAACAACACACACAGUCCCAAAUGGAAGCAGGCUGUCACAGUAAUUGUAACUCCGGUCAGCAAGCUGAUCUUUCGUGUUUGGAGCCACCAGACGCUGAAAGCAGACAUCCUGUUGGGGAUGGCCAUACUGGAGAUCAGUGAGACCCUAAAGGCCAACGACCUGAAACUGUGUGAGGUGGUGCAGACACUGCAGCUGUGCUCAGACAGAGACCCCCGGGAUAUUGUGGGUGACCUGUCAGUCUGUCUGGACGGCAUGCAGGUAGACCCAGAAACCUUCGCCUCAGCAGAGAAAGAACACGCUGUUGUUCCAAAUGGAAAUGUGAGACAAAAUGGAGACAGUGGCAAGAGGUCAAGCAGAGACACGUCUCCCUCCAGUGACUCAGAGGAGUGGGUUAUUAUACCUAAUGGUCAUGCUGUCAAUGGCACGGGUUCUCCUUCCCGAUCUCCAGGGGGCUCCAAUGCCUCACGUCCUCCCAGACCAGACCGGCCUCCUCCGCCUACGCCUCACAGACCAGCUGCCUCACCAACCUCUUCUAGCAGUUCCUCCCCUAGUGAGCUGAGUGAAGGUCCAGCUUCCGAUGGCUCCUCUCAGGCGUCAGCUAGUGGGUGUUCAAAUCAUCAGGAUGACUCAGGCGCUGGAGCAGCGACAGCAGUUUCUUCACAGACAGCAAGUGGCCCCAAACCAGGGACCUCUGCCUCAGCAGCUCAGGCCACAACAACUCCCAGAAUCACACCCAUUAGCAACGCUCCUUUGCCACCAGGGUGGGAGCAAAGGGUGGACCAGAACGGACGGAUGUACUAUGUGGAUCACAUUGAGAAAAGGACAACCUGGGAAAGGCCUGAUCCUCUGCCUACAGGAUGGGAGCGCAGGGUGGACCCGAUGGGUAGGGUGUACUAUGUCGACCACAUAACGCGAACUACUACGUGGCAACGCCCCACGCAGGAGUCGGUGCGCAACUAUGAAGAGUGGCAGCACCAGCGCAGCCAGCUGCAGGGAGCCAUGCAGCAGUUUAACCAGAGGUUCAUCUACGGGCUCCAAGACCAGUUGGCUGCCACGGCCAACAAAGAGUUUGACCCGCAGGGACCUCUGCCUCAUGGUUGGGAGAAGAGAACUGACACAAAUGGCAGAGUGUAUUUUGUUCAUCACCCGACACGGACAACACAGUGGGAAGACCCCAGGACGCAAGGGCUGCUGAAUGACAAGCCCCUGCCAGAGGGCUGGGAGAUGAGGUUCACUGUGGAUGGUAUUCCCUACUUUGUCGACCACAACAGGCGAACAACAACCUACAUUGACCCUCGCACAGGAAAAUCUUCACUUGAGAACGGGCCGCAGAUAACCUAUGUCAGGGACUUCAAAGCCAAAGUGCAAUACUUCAGGUUCUGGUGUCAGCAAUUGUCGAUGCCUCAGCACAUUAAGAUUACCGUCUCCCGGAAAACCUUGUUUGAGGAUUCAUUUCAACAGAUCAUGAGCUUCCACCCUCAAGAUCUGAGGCGGAGACUGUGGAUUAUUUUCCCUGGAGAGGAGGGUUUGGACUACGGUGGUGUGGCCAGGGAAUGGUUCUUCUUGCUCUCUCAUGAAGUACUGAACCCCAUGUACUGUUUGUUUGAGUACGCUGGCAAGGACAACUACUGUUUGCAGAUCAACCCUGCCUCCUACAUCAACCCUGAUCACCUCAAGUACUUCAAGUUCAUAGGACGCUUCAUCGCCAUGGCCUUGUUCCACGGCAAAUUCAUCGACACAGGUUUCUCCCUGCCUUUCUACAAGCGUAUUCUGAACAAACCUCUGGCUCUCAAAGACCUGGAGUCCAUAGAUCCAGAGUUUUACAACUCACUCAUCUGGAUCAAGGAUAAUAACAUAGAGGAGUGCGGUCUGGAGAUGUUCUUCUCCGUUGACAAGGAGAUCCUGGGGGAGGUCACCACCCACGAGCUGAAACCAGAUGGAGGGAACAUCCAAGUCACUGAGGAAAAUAAGGAGGAAUACAUCAGGUUGGUGGCAGAGUGGAGGCUGUCCAGAGGUGUGGAGGAACAGACUCAAGCAUUCUUCGAGGGCUUCAAUGAAGUUUUGCCCCAACAAUACCUUCAAUACUUUGAUGCUAAGGAGUUAGAGGUGAUGCUGUGUGGGAUGCAGGAGAUAGACCUGGUGGACUGGCAGAGAAACACAAUCUACAGGCAUUAUGCCCGAAGCAGCAAACAGAUCCUCUGGUUCUGGCAGUUCGUUAAGGAGAUGGACAACGAGAAGAGGAUGAGGCUGCUGCAGUUUGUCACAGGAACCUGUCGCCUUCCUGUGGGCGGCUUCGCUGACCUGAUGGGAAGCAACGGCCCUCAAAAGUUCUGCAUUGAGAAAGUGGGCAAAGAGAACUGGCUUCCACGAAGCCACACAUGCUUUAAUCGUCUGGACCUCCCUCCAUACAAGAGCUAUGAGCAGCUGAAGGAGAAGCUCAUGUUCGCCAUAGAGGAGACGGAAGGCUUUGGGCAGGAGUGAUGCAACAAGAGCAGGGGCUGCAGGACAAGAUGGAGGAGUGUAGGCUCAGAGGAGCCAUAUUCAUUUCAGACAAGAGCACUUUUCAACAUUUGCAGCCAGGAGCUGCUUACAAACUGGUAGAUGGCUGUACAAAUCCUCGUUUUUCUAUCAAACUCUCAUAUGCAGUAAGUCUCUGAGCUGUUCGGUCACGUUCAUUUAUCCUCCGCACUCUGUUUCACUUCUCACCCACAUGAUCAGUUCCACCCUAAUCCAGCUGAUCUCACUUACACUUAGCCCUGGUCAGCCCAUUGUCAGGCGAUGGAGGCAGAUAGACGCCUCUCUCACCCUGUCAUGUCUGCACUCGCUGCGUGUUGCGCAAGUGCAGUUUCUACACGUACAUAUGUCAAUCUGUGCAGUAGUAACUUCUUAAGAGCCGCUGUGUCGGGUCUAUGCACUAGAGUUAAUGAUUUUAGAGAAAAGAACCAUAUUUGUGCUUUUUGAUUUUAAAUAGAAAGGGUCAUAUCAUCAAAGGCACAUAUAUGGUUUGGGGUCUUUUAGACUUUUAUUUUUCUUUAGUCGUAAGGAUGGAUGAAUGGAUGAUUUUUUUUUUUUUAACAGCUGACUGAUUGGACUGACUCCUGUAGCACAUACGUGGUUUCUUUUAAUAACUUUGAUAAAUACGAUCAUGCUAAUAUGAUACUUUCUCUUGUUUUGACAGGCUGAUUUCUUAACUUUAUAAUGAGUUGAACUUUUGAACUAGUUUGCACAUAGUUAUGUGAGCAGUAAGACGGUUGUGAUUGUUCUUAAGAGAGGUUGUAUUUUUAUGUGCAAUAGUUUUGUAGAAAACAAUUUUUGCCAAUAAUAGAGCCAAACAGUGAUUUGUUUGAUCAUUUUAUAACACUUUGGUAAGUUUCAGCAUUUACUGUUGAUUUAAAUUCUCAAUAUAAAAUAGAGAACAUUUGCAUAUUGGCAAGUGUGAAUGGUUAAACUGGUUUGGUUGUGAUUUGAUUUGAGAACUUUGCCUUCCCACAGUGAUCUGUGCUGUAUAUGACAUCAGCGUGUUCCGUUACCAGUCUGGGAGACUGACACGUGAAGUCUUCUCGAUAAUUAUAAGCUGUUACUAAUGAAGUGGGAGCUCUAGGGUGUAUUGUGUAAUAGAGAACAUUGAUUUGUUGCGUCAUGACCCGUUCCCACUGAACGGUAGCCAAUUCUCUGGUAGAUGUCCAGAGUUAGCGUGACUGCAGUGUUUCUCAACGUGGACCCUAUUCUCCCAUGUUUUUGUGUCUAAGUGACUAAUGGAGACAGAAAGUUUUGAAAUCAGUCCAGUCUUGAGCGAGACUGCAAAACAGGCUGCAGCGUAGCGACUCGGGACAUUUGUGCACCGUCAGUUUAUGUCCACCAAGAGCUCUUUUUUACAGCUGAAUGGCCAAGAUAAUUUUUCUAAGUGUCCAACAACAUUAUUGUAACCAUGGCAGAAAAAUGAAAUAUAAUAAAACUCACCCUCUUUGGCUAAAAGCCGCCACGCCAGUGAAUGAACGGGUAAAAUAAAGUGACCAAACGUACAUGUGCAGCCUUAGGUAAAAUACACAUUCUAGCUCCUGCAAUUAUGGAAAUGGUUCUUACAGAAGUCAACCUUUUGUUAAAGAGUAAGAUACUUUUCUUUUCAUUUUUUUUUUUAACCAGAAACAGCCCUUAAAUCGCUUUUGCCAAACUCGCCAGAAUCCAUUUAAAAAGGCAGUAAAUUUAUCAUCGUGAUAAACACUUAAAAAUUCAACAAUGCCAUCUUGGUUUGUGUUUCCACUGUUUCAGCAAUCACCAACUGUGAUUAAGUUUAAAUAAAACCCUUAAUUUACCCAGUUAGAUGUGAAAAUAUGCUGGCUGUAUACACACUUAAAUUAGUCUUUAUUUAAAUGGAGUCUAGUGUGUUUGAUGAUGGCAGUUUCUGGGCUGUUUGCAGUUAAACAUAAACCUGUCAGUGGCAAAACAAGCACUUUUAGCAGACGUAAAUUGACAUUAUACAAAUGAUAUACAGCGAGACUGCGUCUGGCCUGGCGUCAAACAUUGCCGUCUCCAUUGGUCACUUAGACAAAAAAAGAGAAAAUAGCGUCCAGGUUGAAAAUACUUGAGUUACCCUUUAAGUAUUAUCUUAUAUCAAUAAUGAAGAUACCGAAUCCUAAAUGUUUAAUGUGUUAAGUGACUAAUGCAGUUUAUGUAAAUAUACUUACAAAGUAGAACAUGUGUUUAAUAUCUUAAUAACAUUUAGUUCACCCCAGCAGUGGACCCCUUGGAGUUGCAGGCUUAAGUUGAUAAUUAAGAUUUGAAUUAAUGUCCUAUAAAGUGGCCCUAGUUUUAUAGGGUGUUACGUAUUCAGAUUUGUACAGUAGUAUAUUAGUGUAUUUCAUGUCUUUUUCCAAAAAAUAGAUCCACUAACAUUAAAGUUUCCUUUUAGUAUCAGGUGGAGUAUCACUUUUAAGAAGAUGACUAUGAAACAAAUCUACCAAAGGAUUUUAUUUGAUUAUGUUUUGUAAACGAUUUGACUCAAUCAGUUCUUAACAUCCCCAAUUGACUACAAAUUAGUUAGUCGUUCUCGAUUAUAUUAGUGGGUAACACUGUGAGGUACAAAAAGCUCAGCUACUUCGAUUUUAAACACAAAGUUUAAACAAAAUUUCUGUGAAGUGAAAAUUUUUCAACGACUUGUAACUGUGCAAACAUCAAGCUGUGUCGUGUGUGUGUAGGAAGCGUGGUGUAAAUUACGUGCUAUGAUUUCAAUCUGUUCUCUAGAUCAUUGAAAUAUCUUGUUCUCUUUAAAGGUAUACUGCGCAGGGUUGUCAGUUACUGUUCGUUAACAUGCUCGCACCGCCACACACUUCUAGUGGGGCAUAAGUGAUGAUUGAGAGGGAUCAAAUCCUGCAUAUUAUAUCUUUAAGCUCCCAGAAAAAUGUAAAAGGAUGUAUCCACAGAUUUUACCCAUAAAUUUGGCCGUGUAUGAACCAUGUGUUGUUUCAUAAUGUCAGUGCUGGUACUCCAGAAAAAAAAAAGGCCUAAAGUCUCCCUCACUGACCUGCCAGGUGUAAUAACCCUCAGUCGAUACCAGUUACUGCUCACUUUCUACUUAAGUGUGUCUCAUGUUUCAGAUUAUAUCACAUUUUCCCCCUUACCGGCAGUAACGCACACAUACACCUACAGAUGUGUGUAGCUACAGCUGUGCAGACUCGUGAAGAGAUUAUUGUUUAAAAAAAAAAAAAAAAAAGGUUUGUGAUUAAAAUGUUUACUGUUGAAUAUUUUAACAGCUAAUAAUUCUAGCACCUUGACACUCCAAACUGGUUGAAUUAACCACUUCACUGUUUAAUCACUGCUGUGUUCCAGAUCAUGGAGCAGUUUCAUGUAUAGAAAAUAUGCAAACUAGUGUUUUAGUUGUUCUGAUUGCAUUGUAAAUCAUGUUGAUAGUGUAAUCACUGUUUUUUGAAGCUCCAACUUUUUUGAUAAGUGGAAGUCAAUGGUUGAAUACUAUUUAUUUGGAGGAUGGGUUUCAUGUAACAAUGGACUGGAUUGAUUGAGGAAAAAAAAAACAGUAAUAAAAUGAUUUAAACACUGGGCUCCUGCAGGACUCUUGUGGAGUGUUGAUUAUUAUUACAGCAACAUUUUUCACUUGUCUCUACAAUAUGCUACCCAUAAUUUAUUAAUUUUGUUUUAAUAUUUUAUCUAAAUAUACAUAAGGUUAUGGAAGUGUAAUGCAUUCACUUAAUAAAAAUUCUAGUCUGUUUUUUUUUUCUUCAAUGAAUUAAGAAGAAUAUUAUUUGAGAAUUCUGAAAAAGUUUCCAUGGAAAAAAUUCUGCUACUACUUUUCAUAUUUUAAGUAUAUUUUGCUGAUUAUACUUAUAAAACAAUACUAUAACAUUUGAAAACAUGACAUCUACUUUAUGGUAUUACUACUUUUACCAAAGUAAAGCAUGUGAAUAU